Messenger RNA from Schizosaccharomyces octosporus yFS286, 1056 nucleotides. Its product is annotated as U1 snRNP-associated protein Usp109. Gene Ontology annotation, biological process: mRNA splice site recognition. Gene Ontology annotation, molecular function: mRNA binding. Lineage: Eukaryota; Fungi; Ascomycota; Schizosaccharomycetes; Schizosaccharomycetales; Schizosaccharomycetaceae. Bases 1 to 1056 code for a protein of 351 amino acids. The record is from RefSeq and is a predicted model, not a curated record. Gene Ontology annotation, cellular component: cytosol. The transcript has a single exon.
AUGGAUGAAGAGCAAGUUAAAUUGCUUUUCAACAAUACGCCUAUUUCCGUCACUUAUUACCAAGAUAGUGAAUCUUAUGCUUUGCUUAGAACAUGCAGAGUUGAGUUUUCUUCUCCAGAAGCUGCCACUGAUGCCCUAACUAUCCUAUCCGGUCAAAAGACUAUUUCUGGUAGCCCCAUUUUAUUAGACGUAUUAGCUGAUUGGGAGAAGCCAACUUAUUAUAUGCUUUUUAUAACAAACAUUGACCCAGAAGUUGCUGAAAACGAAGUCAAACAGUUAUUUCAAACGUAUGGCUGUGUUUCUGCUCGAGUCUUACGUUGCAUGGAUUCAUCAUCAACAAGUUUAGCAUUUGUAUGGCUUAAUAAUUCGGAGGGAGCAGAAAGAGCACAUGUGGAAAUGCAAGGAGCGUUAUGUAUUAAACGUCCUAUUCUUGUACACUCAGUUCGAUCUGACCAAAAUACUUAUCUUAAUUCACCCGGUUUCUACGGUACUCCACAACCCUUGAAUCAAUUCACGGACCAAAACAAUACAUCAAUAUUUGUUUCUGAACUUUCUCCCCUAAUUAAUUCUGAAACACUUCGAUCCUAUUUUGAACAUCUGGGUGAGAUACUGCAUACUCAGGUGUAUAGCGGCUUUGCUAAAAUUAAUUUCGUACAACGACAUAGCGCAGAACGCGCGCUUAACGAGAUGAAUAAUUUUCCUAUCCUCGGGCAGCGAAUACAACUUUCCUGGUCCCGACCACCUUCUAUGAGUCUUCUUCCUGCUGUCCAAAGUACAUAUUGGCCUGCGUUACAUGCACCUGUUUAUCCUUCUUGGGGAAUUACGCCCACUCAUAAUUUCUCUCCUUUUACUUGCGUAAAUCGCUACGCAGCGAAGAGUUUAAACCAAACCACCUAUCCGCCUUUACUUCCUCCGGGUCUAAGAAAUGGAACGGAUUAUCCUUAUCGUCCAGUUCCACCCAAUAUUCUGAAUGAAAAAAAUGUCGCAGAGAGGGAAGCAAUAGAUACCCGACUAGAAGCAGAAUCGUCUCCGUUAAUUUCAGUGCAUUAUUCCUAA